AACACAUACAAACAAAAUGAAGUAUUCCAUAUCUCUCAGAACUGCCCUGGUGGGUACAGUAGGAUUACUCAAGCUCGUAUCUGCAAGUUCAGUGAUUGAUCUUGACCCUUCCAACUUUGAUCAAUAUGUAGGAGGUUCCAAACCUGCCCUCGUUGAAUUCUUCGCACCAUGGUGUGGUCAUUGCAAAAAUCUCGCACCGGUAUAUGAACAAUUGGCCGAUGCGUUCGACCCUUCUAAAGUUGUCAUUGCUAAAACUGAUGCGGAUGGUGAAGGAAGAGAUUUAGGUCAACGUUAUGGUGUUCAAGGAUUUCCUACGUUGAAAUGGUUUCCCGCUGGAUCGACUGAACCUGUGGAUUAUUCUGGUGGAAGAGACCUUGAUUCUCUAGCUAACUUUGUCAGCAAAGAAUCUGGAGUGAAAAGUAGGAUCAAACCUCCUGCUCCACCCAUUGCUGUUCAAUUGGAUUCUUCCAAUUUUGAUGAUAUCGCCUUGGAUCCCACUAAAGAUGUCUUGGUGGCGUUCACAGCUCCAUGGUGCGGCCAUUGCAAAAGUAUGAAACCCGCCUACGAAAAAGUUGCCAAAGCGUUUGCCGCCGAGACCAACUGCAUAGUCGCUCAAAUAGACGCAGAUGCAGAAGACAACAAACCUAUCGCUGCGAAAUACGAAGUUCGAAGUUUCCCUACUAUCAAGUUUUUCCCAAAAGGAAAUGGUGAACCUAUCGCUUAUAGUUCCGGUCGAUCUGAAGCACAAUUUGUGGAAUUUCUCAACGAACAUUGUGGUACAUCUCGUGAUUCCUCUGGACUACUUUCUACCCAAGCGGGCAAAGUAUUAGCAUUAGACGAAUUCGCCAGUACCUUUUUUUCAGCUUCUUUACCUGACCGACCCGAGAUAUUGAACAAAGCUCGAGAUUAUCUCGUUUCGACAUUCGGAUCGGCAAAGAAGGAGGCCAACACGACUGCGGAAUAUUAUGUGAAAGCGAUGGAGAGGAUGUUAUCAAAAGGUGAAGGAUGGUUGGUCAAAGAACAAGCUCGUAUUGCAGGUCUUCUCGCUUCUCCUUCUUUAGCCCCGACGAAAUUGGACGAACUUAAAAUCAAAGCGAAUAUCCUUUCUUCUUUCGUCGCUAAAAAGGCUGAGGAGGUUUAUGAAGAAGCGGCAGAUGUCGUCAAAGGAGCAACGGAAUCUGUAGAGUCUUUCGCUGACAAGGUAAAGGAUGAGUUGUGAUACUAUCCAGCUUGCAAGCUUUAUGAAUGUCAACUGAGACGCUGAGAGAUAUUUAUGCAUCGUAUCUGCAUGUUG
This is a messenger RNA of Tremella mesenterica DSM 1558, 1294 nucleotides long. RefSeq lists its product as uncharacterized. NCBI's taxonomy places the organism in Eukaryota, Fungi, Basidiomycota, Tremellomycetes, Tremellales, Tremellaceae. Gene Ontology annotation, molecular function: protein disulfide isomerase activity. Bases 17 to 1219 code for a protein of 400 amino acids. The record is from RefSeq and is a predicted model, not a curated record. The transcript is spliced from 10 exons. Gene Ontology annotation, biological process: protein folding. Gene Ontology annotation, cellular component: endoplasmic reticulum.